Eremothecium cymbalariae DBVPG#7215 is the source of this 2355-nucleotide messenger RNA. RefSeq names its product Bas1p (gene BAS1). Lineage: Eukaryota; Fungi; Ascomycota; Saccharomycetes; Saccharomycetales; Saccharomycetaceae. The record is from RefSeq and is a predicted model, not a curated record. The transcript has a single exon. Bases 1 to 2355 code for a protein of 784 amino acids.
AUGGGUUCUAUGGAGGUGGAUGGAAUCAAGACCAAUGCAUCGAAGUGUGUAAGGACCAAAAAAGUGAAAAUGAGACGGGAGCAGAUAAAUCCCCUGGAUGUGACAGAGUCGUUGGGAUUCCAGACGCAUAGACGGGGGAUUCGGAAGCCGUGGUCGAAGAAGGAUGAUGAUAUUUUACGGAAGGCGGUUGAUGAAUGUUUGGUUGAGAUGGGGUAUGCGAAUGGUAUUGUGUCGAUUACUUCGAUACGAGAGUCGCAGAUGGUUUGUAAGAAGAUUCCAUGGGAGAAGGUUGUGCUUAACUUUGAUACGAAUGUGAGGAAGCCCAAGGAUGUGCGGAAGCGGUGGACCAGUAGUUUGGACCCAAAUUUAAAGAAGGGGCGGUGGACUGCAGAGGAGGAUUUGCUGCUGUUGAAGUCGUACGAAAAGCAUGGUGCGCAGUGGCUUAAAAUAUCUCAGGAGUUGGCCGGUAGAACUGAGGAUCAGUGUGCGAAAAGAUACAUCGAGGUGUUGGAUCCUAGCACGAAGGAUCGGUUGAGAGGCUGGACUCUUGAGGAGGAUCUGGCACUUAUCAGUAAGGUGAAGAUCUAUGGCACAAAAUGGAGACAGAUUUCGUCUGAAAUGGAAUCUCGUCCGAGCCUUACCUGUCGGAACAGAUGGCGGAAGAUCAUUACAAUGAUCAUGCGCGGCAAGGCGUCGGAUGUCAUUACGAGAGCUGUAGAAAGUGGAAGAGGGAUGCCUACCCUUGAGAGUCUCCGAACAACCGUGCUUGAACAACCGGAUGCUUCUAAAGUGAGCGACGGAGACACUAUCCAACAACUAUCGCAGCUGCAGCAGGCAACUUCACCUGUGCCGAAUCCUGGUUCAUGUAACCCCCCUGUUAUGCAACGUGCAACUUCGCCAAAUAUUUACGACUGCGAGCCCCUUAGCCGGAGCGAAACUCCUGUUUUCAUACAACAAGCUUUAUCCCCACUUGGCCAGACUAUAACCAAACGAUCUCAUGAUGAAAGUACGAAAAAAUCGACCAGUAUCAAUAAAAGUGCUAGCGAAAGCCCGCAGUUAUCAUCAAUAUCACCUGGCCUCGGUUACCCCGGUGCUGGGUCCCCUCAAUUGCCAUUUGGACAUCCUUCCUCUCUGUCCACAAAGAUGGCACGCCCAUCUUCUUCUUCCGUUGGUGAAGCUACAUUUUCCAGUAUUAUUCCUGCGGCAUCUUUGCUAAAUACGCCAACUUCGGUGCCAGGACCCCCCCUCAACUCUGCGACGGAUCCUCCAAGAACCAGGCAACCAGAUUAUACCGCCACUGAUUGGAAAUACAGUUUGAAAAACCAUCAAGAUAUUGCGAUAUCAAGUGGUGAUAUCAACAGCAGUACCCUGGUGAAAGAGCUUAUAGAGUGUGCUAAGAAGCAUUGUCUUUCGAUUUCUGUUCACCAACACAUAAAUAACCACUACAUCUCCCCAGCUUCUUAUCAUCAGCAACAAAAGCGAUUUAAUGUUGCAUCGCCCCUGGGAGGAGUAUGCAAUACCCAAGAUGGGGCUACUGGGACCGAUUUCGAUUUGCACGCUGAUUUCCUCCAACGAAACCAUAGUUUUGAUAGUAUUCCACUGGAGACCCUCCAACGGAUGAACACUUCAGGAUACUUUCCCUCUUCAAACCAAGUUGCUACAGCCCCUUAUUCCCAUCAAAAGAUCGAAAACAUGACUUCCAUGAGCUCCCACAAAACUCAUUGUCGGGAUAUCCCAGAGAUUGCCCCCCAAAGACUGACACACUUUAAUGCUUUGCCGCCACAUGUUAAACUCCAGUUAGGCUCGAGCGAACCGAUAAAAGCCAAUACGGAACAACUUAAUAACACUUCUCCCUUGAACUCGGUUACAAUUCAAUCAAAAAAGAGAAGGAAACGCUCAAGGAAUAAUAGUGCUGAUACUAUAUUGUUAAGUGCGGCAACUUCUGCUACAGCAACACCGAAGUCUUCAGCUGGCUCUCCAGGAAAGAAGCUCCAGAAAGGUGGCAACCAGAGAUCGAGUGUCACGGAUACCAACGCAGUAUUAAUAGCCCCAGAAGAGGAUGACGAGAUGGAUUUCUGGGAAAGUUUGAGGUCUUUGGGAGCUACGACGACUAAUAACGGUUCAACUUCAAAUAAUAUACAACAAGGAUCUAAAGAGGGAGUACAAUAUCCGAAUACAAGCAAUCCCACAAACUUUGAUGGCACCUCCUCCCAGUUAUCUCAGAAAAAAGACGAUGCACGUUCACUAAAAGAUCCAAAAGAGGUGGACUCGAGUUUAAAAUCUGCAAAAUCCAACCUUGACUUCUGGCUAAUGAAUGAAGAGAUACACAAGGGACUUCCGUUCAAUCCAAGCUGA